This is a messenger RNA of Cordyceps militaris CM01, 3270 nucleotides long. Its product is annotated as HEAT repeat containing protein. The coding region runs from base 1 to 3270 and encodes 1089 amino acids. Lineage: Eukaryota; Fungi; Ascomycota; Sordariomycetes; Hypocreales; Cordycipitaceae. The record is from RefSeq and is a predicted model, not a curated record. Gene Ontology annotation, biological process: mitotic spindle assembly; astral microtubule depolymerization. The transcript is spliced from 3 exons. Gene Ontology annotation, molecular function: microtubule binding. Gene Ontology annotation, cellular component: mitotic spindle; spindle microtubule; cytoplasmic microtubule.
AUGGCUGAACGCCUCACAGACCAGCAGGUCGCCGACUUGGUUGACCUGCUGCGCAGCAAUGCUCCCCUCGACCACAAGGUCAAUGCCGUGACCAACGUCAAGUCGGCCAUCAAGCAGCACAACGUCCCCGAGGCCUGUAUCGCACAGCUUUUCGAGGCCCUGCGCAAUGCAACCACCGCCCAGCAUGCCGUCCUUGUCAACGCCGGCUUCACUGCCCUGGGCCACCUUUUGACGCGACUCUCGCGCCAGGAGCCCAAGCACAUUGGAAAGGAGGCCGUUCGCACCCUCCCCGUCGUCAUCGAAAAACUGGGCGACCAGAAGGACAAGUACCGCACACUGGCUUCGCAGGCGCUCACCACCAUCUACGCAGUGAACCCUGGCGAGGUUGAGCGCGUGGUUCGCACCACGGCCAUGUCGGGCAAGAACCCCCGCGCCAAAGAAGCUGGCCUGCAUUGGCUUCUCCAGAUGCACCAAGAUCACGGCUUGCAAUUUAGAGGCUACGUCCCACUGCUUAUGGAGCUGCUCGAGGACGCCGACGGCAUGGUCCGAGAUGCCGCCAAGCACACAGUCAUUGAGCUCUUCCGAAAUGCGCCCAACACUGCCAAGUCCGACCUCAAGCGACAGCUCAAAAACUACAAAGUCAGACCCGCGAUCGAACAGGCCAUCAUCAAAGAACUAGCCCCGAACGGCAUGCGCUCCGAAACACCAUCUGCACCCGCGCCAGCCAGUCGACCGCUUCCUACCGCCAGCGUAUCGUCCAUGUCGAGCGAGCGCCCCAUGACCCCAGCUGUACCAGAGUCUCAGGCGGACCCAGUCGAGCCCCAAUACGUUAAUACCAACCGCGAACUAGAUGAAAUUUUCAAGGGCAUGGCCUGGCAGUACGAAGGCCGCGAAACAGAGCAGAAUUGGCAAAAGCGAGAGCAGGGCAUGACCACCCUCCGUCGACUGAAUGCCGGAAAUGCUGCUUCCGAUUUUCAAGACAUGUUCGUCAACGGCCUCCGUGGCAUGCUCGAUGGCAUCAUCAAGUCUCUGACGUCGUUGCGAACGAGUCUGUCCAAGGAAGCCUGUGCUCUGAUUGAGGAUAUCGCUCUUACUCUUGGCCCUGCCAUGGAGCCCAUGGUUGAGUUGCUGAUGCAGGCUUUACUCAAGAUGACUGCGGCAACGAAGAAAAUUACCUCGCAAAUGACAGGUUCGACAAUCGACACCAUCAUUAGCCGCAUUUCCUACACACCUCGCAUAAUGCAACACAUCUGGAGCGCUUGCCAGGACAAGAAUAUCCAACCACGUCUCUAUACCAGUGGCUGGCUCAAAACGCUCAUCAAGAAGACGUCGGGCAACAAGCAUCAUAUCGAACAUACGGGCGGAGUUGACCUCAUCGAAAAGUGUCUGAAAAAAGGCCUGGCUGAUGCCAAUCCUGGCGUCCGAGAAAAGAUGAGAUCUACAUAUUGGAUGUUUUGGUCUGUGUGGCCAGCCAGAGCAGACGCCAUUAUGGAGGACCUGGAUGCUACCGCUCAAAAGCUUCUCAACAAGGAUCCCAGCAAUCCCAACUCUCCUAAGAAGUCUGAGGCCGUUAGACCUGGCAGCAGCCUUUCUCGAACUGGAAAGACGGCAAGCAGACCCAAUAUACGCGAGGCAAUGCUGGCCCAGAAGCGGGCCAUGGCUGCUCAGAAGUUGCCGCCGCGUCCCGGCUCAGCAAUGGCGCAGCUAUCGCCAGCACGCACAUCAAACAGUUCGACACACCCCACACAGCCUGCUCACACCGGUGCACCGAAAUCCGCAAGCCGUAUGAAAGCAGAAUCUACUAUUUCUGUGAAUGCUGGUGGUAUGUCGGUUGCGCCUAUGCGGCCGUCCAGGAGACGCCCCGAGGUCGCCAGACCCGCCACUGCUGGACCAUACUCCGUUCGUGAUCAGCCUGGUUUGGAGAUCAAUAGUCCUGACUCUCUCAAAUCCAGGAGCCAGACGCCGCGAGUUGUCAAGGACUCCACGCCUAAGAAGGCGGUUUCCCGAACUCAUCCUGGCCAUGUUUCCCACGGUAGUGAGUCUAGCAUUCCUUCGCCUAGUUCCAGGCUCGGAGCCAAACCGAGAGUAGUCUCUCCUCGAACCAGCCCCGCAAUGCUUAGAAUGCCACAGGAGGACACACUCGGAUCAAGUCCGAGCCGCCACAGCCCUGGUAAAACAAUCCCAUUUCGUCCGUCGCCCACAAAGGUGCACGAGGAUAUCAGCCUGGUUGUGCCUAGCAUGCCAAGCCUGGAGUCUGCUUCGACCAUUGUUGUCGAUAAUGAUGAGCUCGAUGCGAAUGUCCCUGUUACGCCAACACGAGUGGUAGCCCAUAUUCCUCGCCAUGCUGAGCCUCAACCGCAUACUGAGUCACUGAAAGUGUAUGAGGACCCUGAUGCCGAAAUGCAAACUACGCCGAAGCUCGAAGUGUCAGCUCCUGUGCUCGAGGAGAAGGCUGUCAACGAAGAUGCAGCCAAGCUUCAAAAGGCAGCGGAACUGACGGCGGCUCCAAUGGAGCCUGAAUCGCCUGAGAAGAUGCGCCAGAACUCUCGACUUCUGGAUAGUGGCAUCGCCAAGAUAAAGGCCAUGUCCCUGGAGGUCCACGGGUUCCGCAAACUGCAGUCGCUCAUUAGGGACAGCAGGACCAUGUUUACCGACGACAAGUUUGAAGCCCUUUUAGUUGGUCUGUUCAGAUAUCUCGAGAACCCUCUUUCCAACCUACCGUCCGACAAGGGUCAGGAUAUCAAGGCGCAGAUCCUUGCUACCAUCAAGCUUUUGCUCAAGAAAGAGAGAGAUAAUUUUCAGCCCCACGUCUCCCAAGGUCUUGAGGCUCUGCUACAGACGCGCAGUGCAUACGACUCUCGGGCACACGUUGUUAGCGGCUUGGAGCUUCUUGCAGAUGAACUCGUCGGCAUCGGCGAUGGCUCCGAGAUUGUCGUUGUCCUGACACGUCAACUACAUGGCAUCACCGACGCCACCACUGAGGGCUGCCGCAGCCUCAGCAUGGGCCUCCAUGUCCUUAAAGAAAUGCUCGACAAGCGCACUGAGUUUCGGCCCACGUCGGGUGAGCUGGACCAACUGACGGGCCUGGCCAGUCAUUGUCUGGAGUCGACCAACUCGGGCGUGCGCAUGGACGCGGUUAAGUUUUGCGUGGCACUUCACACGCGCGUCGGCGAGGCGACGUUUUGGGAAGCGCUGAGCGGAAUCAAGGAUGACCCAAAGAGUCUGAUUACGUAUUAUAUUGUGAAGCGCGAGCGUGAACAGCAGGCUUGA